AAUAUUAUGUUUCAAUAGCAUUGACUUCGUGCCCUGCGUCAGAAAAUGUACUGAUCGAUAAAUUUGGUUUAAAAACACCCCCAACAUUGCCCAACCUUGCUUAAAGUUACCACAUUGUUGGUUUAAUUUCCAUCACUGUUGGUCAAACAUUGACCAACGAUUGGGAAGAGUUUGCCCAAAGUUGGGAAGUUGAUAUUUGCACCAGCAUUGGGCAAAAUAGCAACCCAAACGUUGAUCAACCCUUUACAGUGAAUAUUUUUGUCACUCCAAGAAAGUGCGUGUUGCCACAGUUGAUAAUUUCUACUGUAAAAAUCAGUUUUCCUGGUUAUAAAUGCAGAUUAAUAAUGAGACGGGGGGGGUCCGUUUUGCAGACGUGUUGGGCACAGGCUCUGCCAAGUAUGACAAAUAUUAAGCUUCGAUUAGCUAUGCAGAAUGCCCAGGUCAUGUGCACUAUACUGUGGCUAUACGAUCUGAUGAAACACAGAAUUCGAACUAACUCAGGGUACACACUAUAGCGCUGGUAAUUGUGCGACAGGGGAAUCGGUAAAACCGAGCGCUGAAUGAGCAAGCAGAAUUCAGCCUGGAUGGCUCGAUCGUAGCCGAAACUCACUGAGGCAGUUGCUGCUACACUGACUGAAGCUGCUUCAAAGCAAGUAUUUUACUUUGGAUCAUGUAUGUGAUGACAUACACAACCCCUGUGUUUGUAAGGCUCUACCAGAACUUCAAACUUGUUCAUUUGUACAGUAUUACACCUCACACAGGGGGCAGCACUGUUCUUGAUUAAAACAAUAUUAUGGGUGCUGGUAUCCUGUGUAAGAAACUUAUUAAGCGCAAGAAAAAGGUGUCACGUUUUUCUUGAAAAUCGACGUAUUCGGGACGUUGUUGACGUAUGGGGUCUGAAAUACUGAGUGGACUAAGUUAAUUGGUUUGUUCUCACGAGCUAUGCGUGCAUUCUCCCUACGCUGAGCCAAUGGUUCACAGUGCGGCGAUCUUAUCAUUGCGCUCAACACAUUGCGGUCUGAACGGCAGUGUGGUCGGUACAUUUGUAAGCCAUAGUAUGCGGUGUGACCCCUGGUAACCAUGCGCUUCCACGCCAUUCUGGUAUCCUUGCGGAUUCUAACCUGGGCUGGUCUGGCAUUAAUCAUGCUAAUGGUCGCACACCGCGAGAAUCCUACACUGCGUGAUGCCCUCGUCUCCAUGGUAAAGGCAAAAGCGGAACAACGGCCAGCGUUUGUUGACAGCUUGCCUGCGCUGGUGAAUGCGACCUUGCCUACGACGCCCACAUCAGCUAUCGCGUCGGUGAUUAAAACAUUUUCUUCUUUCCAAGACGAGACAUUGUUCAUGUACCAGAAGUACAUUCUGCCCAAGUGGAAACUUCGACCGCGCCGUGUAGACAAAAUCAGGAGAGAAAUAUUCGAGUCUUCAGAUUCCGCCACUAUUGACCAAUUUGUUCUGACACAGCAAAACACGAAUUCGGCAACACCGUUGCCAUUUUAUGCUAAAAACUUGGGUUUUCAUGGUAUCCUUUACAAACCCAAGCCAGACCUUCUGAAGUUUUUGCCCAAGGGGCCUAUAUUUCCUAAAGGCACCCUUCUUAAUAAAUGCAGUGUGGUUGGAAACGGGGGUAUUCUCUUGCGAAGUGCUUGCGGGAAAGAAAUUGAUUCGGCGGAUUACGUACUGAGGUGUAAUCUGGUGCCAAUACGGAAAUUUGGAGUCGAUGCUGGAUUCAAAACCAAUCUCACCACGAUGAAUCCCAGUAUUAUGGCCACAAGAUACAACGGUUUUCGUUUUGCCGGCGAUGUCAAAAGAUUCCAGGAAGACUUGCAUGAGUACAGGGGUCAUCUGUUCCUUCCCUGCAUGAUCCAAGGCGCUGUCUUGAAGACCUGCAUCUCUAAGCUCUUACCGGCCAUACUUGAGGGACACAAGCACAGCAGAUUGGCGUCAGUAACGAUCGGGAACCCCAAACACUUGCUAGGAAUUCUGGAGAUGUGGAGGCCUGCUGGAAUUGCCUACAUGUCGACAGGAUUUUAUCUGGCACAAACAGCACUAACCCUGUGCAAAGAGGUCCACCUGUACGGCUUCUGGGCCUUCAACAGGACUUGGUACCCCAUCCCUAAAACCCUCAAGUAUCACUUCUUCGACGAGAUGGUGAAGAGCAACUCCCACAAGUUUAACAACGAGUUCCAGAUACUCUGGCAGCAGCACGCGGAGGGGAUCUUGAAAAUUCAUCCGGAUGACUGCGAGGAUCCAGAUUAUUAGCAGCCGAGGGAGGUUAGCACGGAAGCGAUUUGCAUGCUUGGCGAAAGUUGACCGGUGUUUUGGAAGGACACCAUGAAAAGUCAGAAGUCAGGCCAACCAUGCAGUCUUUAAGUUAUUAGUUGUUCACGAACACAUUGUGACCAAAAGAAAAUCGAGUAUUUUGAGUACUCGCGUGUUUUGUGAGAAGUUGAAAAACGGCCAAGAAUCAGGAAAAACUACUACAAUAUCAUGUACUAGCCUACCUGAAAGCUGACAACACUUGUCACAGAAUAGGCUGGUUGAUUUUAUAUUUGUUGUAGUUAUUAUGUUCGCCACGUCAUGUUUUUAACACAAAUGGUUUGGCGAGAUAAAUGUGUUUGUUAAUUUAAAAAGAAUCGUGCAAGCUUUGAUUGUGAGCCGUUUUACAAAAUUAACUUUUGACUAUGUUUAAAUGUUUAAAUCGUUAGUAAGCAGGUUUUGAAAUGAUU
Acanthaster planci (crown-of-thorns starfish) is the source of this 2726-nucleotide messenger RNA. RefSeq names its product alpha-N-acetylneuraminide alpha-2,8-sialyltransferase-like. Gene Ontology annotation, molecular function: alpha-N-acetylneuraminate alpha-2,8-sialyltransferase activity. Gene Ontology annotation, biological process: oligosaccharide metabolic process; N-glycan processing. The record is from RefSeq and is a predicted model, not a curated record. Lineage: Eukaryota; Metazoa; Echinodermata; Asteroidea; Valvatida; Acanthasteridae.